Messenger RNA from Micropterus salmoides (largemouth bass), 573 nucleotides. Its product is annotated as enoyl-CoA delta isomerase 2-like. NCBI's taxonomy places the organism in Eukaryota, Metazoa, Chordata, Actinopteri, Centrarchiformes, Centrarchidae. The record is from RefSeq and is a predicted model, not a curated record. Bases 39 to 329 code for a protein of 96 amino acids. The transcript is spliced from 2 exons.
AGUAAUAAACUGCCCCCCCCUCCCUUUAGGCCAGUGAGAUGCUGCUGUUCAACAAGAAGCUGACGGCGGUCCAGGCCUGUGAACUCGGUCUGGUCACCGAGGUUUUCCCUGACAGCAGCUUCCAGUCGGAGGUUUGGACCAGACUGAAGGCCUACGCCAAGCUGCCCCCCAACUCUCUGGCGCUCUCUAAACAGCUGAUGCGCUCGGUGGACAGGGAGCGUCUCCACGCGGUGAACGACGCCGAGGUGGAGCGUCUGAUGGAGCGCUGGACGUCGGACGAGUGUUUCAACGCCGUCAUGAGCUUCUUCCAGGCCAAGGCCAAACUCUGAGCGAGGUGUGAGUGUGAACAGAGGGGAUCGGUAAUCGGGGCGAAAUGUAAACGGCGGUGGGAGCAGCUCCGUCCUGCAGGCGGCGUGCCUCCACACGCUGACCCGUUAGUUCCCUCCUGAAUGAGACUGAUUCUCUGGAGAGAAGUAGAUUAACUGCUGUCUGGUUUACUGCGUGUGAAACUGUCCUGAAUGUUACUCGUAGAUGAAGAGCAGCCAGCCAAUCACAGAGCAGCGCUAACGUUAA